Molecule: messenger RNA, 533 nt
Organism: Acipenser ruthenus (sterlet)
Lineage: Eukaryota; Metazoa; Chordata; Actinopteri; Acipenseriformes; Acipenseridae
Product: sec1 family domain-containing protein 2-like
Exons: 3
Coding region: 35-328 (97 amino acids)
Source: RefSeq, a predicted model, not a curated record
UGCAGCUCAAGCCCUGUGGGAGUCCAUACUGAACAUGAAGCACAAGGAGGCUGUGAUGGAGGUCCGGAGACACCUGGUGGAGGCUGCCAGCAAAGAAAACCUGCCUAUUAAGAUGAGCCUUGGUAGAGUCACACCUGAGCAGCUCAGUUCCUACAUCCAUCUGUUUAAGAACAACUUCAAAGCCAUGCAGAACCACUGCGGGACCUUGCAGCUCUCCCUGGCGACUGUGCAGACACUGAGGAGCCCCCAGUUAACCAAGUGGGACAGCUUCCUGGCUUUUGAGCGCCUGCUAUUACAGGUGCAAACCACUGAAGAAGCAAGUAAUUAAGAGCCGUAUAAAACCACACACCUUCAGAGACCUGUCAUUGGCCUCAGGAUGGCUGCUGUGGUACACUUCGUGAUGCUGCAACACUUGGCUCUUAUUGAGGACAGGCAGGAAUACCUUCGGAGGAGAAGAGCAAGACGGAGAAGACACAAGGUUACUUUGUUUGGGAUGCUGGAGGAUGUGGUGGCAAGGCGUUAUCGUCUCACUC